AUGGCCGACUCCACACCAGACGAACGCUGCCCCUUCCUCGAGCUCGCUCAGGAGACGCGUGACGCCAUCUACGACAUGGUCUUCGAAGAUUGCCCACCGAAACUCUCUCGCAACGUCCGCAAGCCUCUGUCAACUGCGUGCGCGCUCAUCCGUGUAAGUAGCCCCAUCUGAAGCGCUACUGUCUUUAGCUUCGACUCGUGACUAAUGGAAGCAGGUCAACAAGCAGAUCCACGCUGAGCUCGUCGACCGCAUUCAGUAUGGCACCACGCCCCUCCACACCGAAGUCAUCAAUUACAACUUCGCCCACAUCGUACGUACUCUCCUUCGCAAGUGGCUCGCACCAACAGCUAAGAUGUCUUUAGGUCACCUUCCUCAACCGCAUCCCCGACCCUCAGCUAAAGAAGUUGACGCCCAAGAAAGACGAGGCCGAUAAGCAGAAGAAGCGCUCUCUCGUAAUCACCCUCUCUUUCUGCAACGACAUGGCCCUCCCUGACAAUGGCCUCACCCGUUGGCUCAACCGUGUCGCCGAUCCCGACAAGCGAGGCACGGACAUUGAGAUCCACUACUCCGUCGGCACGAACAACAGCUCGGAACACUGGGAUUACGACCAGGUACGCCGGGCUUUCAUGUGUUACAGAAUAGGCUCGGACGAGUGGGAAGAAUGCGAGAGGAUCGCGGCGAAGUUGGGGCCAUACCCAGGGCAGGCCGCUGCGUUGAAAGUGUUCGAAGAUCUCAGGAUGGCGUUCCCCCUGUGGUUCAAGAAGACUUAG
Messenger RNA from Lecanosticta acicola, 770 nucleotides. The record is from the annotation of a GenBank genome assembly. Lineage: Eukaryota; Fungi; Ascomycota; Dothideomycetes; Mycosphaerellales; Mycosphaerellaceae.